This is a messenger RNA of Ornithodoros turicata, 1070 nucleotides long. RefSeq lists its product as uncharacterized. The coding region runs from base 1 to 759 and encodes 252 amino acids. Lineage: Eukaryota; Metazoa; Arthropoda; Arachnida; Ixodida; Argasidae. The transcript is spliced from 8 exons. The record is from RefSeq and is a predicted model, not a curated record.
AUGGCUCAGAGUGCCAUGAAAGAUGACAUGUCAGUUUCCGACGUUGAAAGGAGGAGGAAGGUCGUCUACGGAUUUGCAGCAGGAGUCCUCGUAGGAGCCGUUGCAGUGGGCAUUAUUGUAGCAGCCGCAAUGUCUAGCAGUUCGGAUAGCGAAGAGGAUGUACGACCAGCAAGUGCAGGAAUAGCCGAGGAAACUAAGAUGACCAAAACUCUGCCGACACGGCCCUCCUUCAGUCCUAGCAUAACUACGACAACGACUACUACGCGAAGGACCACACGUACAGGGUCAACACCCAAGAUACCUACACGGAGUACGCCGAGGUCAACAAGGACGACCAGAAGAAAAACUAAGAGGACCCGGGCUACAAUCCCUCCUUCUCUGUCUGGGUUCGCGGAGCCCUGUGACGUGGUACUUCUGAACAAGUCCGGCGUCUUGCAAUCAAAUCCGGAUAUUCGGAACAGGACCAGGGUUACUUGGUGCGUGGCAACUGAGCCGAGGACCGUGAUUAGCGUGCACUUCGAGAAAGUGAAGUUAACACAGGCAGAGCAGUGCACGAUAGAAAGCAUUCGACUGUUCAACGGUGGCAGUUCAGGCGCUUCGAUGCUACUGAUUGUCUGUGGUCUCACCAUCCCAAAACCAGUCAAGACGACCGGAAACAUUCUUUACGUUGUGUAUCAUCGGGACAAGAACGUUCACAUGGGUGAAUUUAAGGCCCGGUACGUUGCUCUACCUGCGCCAACUUCAAAGCACGCAACGUAAUCUCUACCAACUGCGUUGAAGACUUGUCAUCGAACUCAUGGAACACUACCUGCAUUAAUUCCAAAAUUAUAUGGUGCGAAUAUAAGUGCCGGUACUUAAACCGAUGGCCGGUACUUAAACUGGACAGUGCCUGCAACCUCCCGUUUUCGUUUUACAACGCGUCCCUGCUAUGCCAUGCUGAUACUUAUUCUAAUUAUUACAAUAGGAUUCUAUCUCGUUCGUGUUCCUCUUCUCACAGCAUAAAGCAUUGAGAAAGAUAGGAAACAAAACAUGGUACUUAGGAAAUAAAUCAACGUUAUUACUACAACGCA